GGUGCGAAUUUUUUUUGCGAUUGGGAGUUAUCUGAUAUUUCUUUGUUGUUUUUAUUUAAUUCCGUGGUACGAUUAAUUAAUUUCGAAAACCGUGAAAUGGAAACCGAUGCGCACAUGAUGUCACAACAGUAUGCACAAGCUCCUCAGCCGACACAAAUACAACACCCGCCAGCUCCUCAACCAACCAGAGAAAUGCAACAAACCAGUGCACCGACGUCAGCUGAUGCCUGUUUGAGUAUAGUACACAGUUUGAUGUGCCAUCGACAGGGAUGGGAAAGCGAAGGAUUUGCCAAACGAGCUAUUGAAUCACUAGUUAAAAAGUUAAAGGAAAAAAGGGAUGAAUUAGAUAGUCUUAUUCUGGCUAUAACCACAAAUGGUUCACAUCCGAGUAAAUGUGUUACAAUUCAAAGAACAUUAGAUGGACGGUUACAGGUAGCUGGACGUAAAGGUUUUCCGCAUGUAAUAUACGCAAGAAUCUGGCGAUGGCCAGAUUUACAUAAGAAUGAACUCAAACACUUAAAGUACUGCCAAUAUGCUUUUGACUUAAAAUGUGAUAAUGUGUGUGUUAAUCCAUAUCAUUAUGAACGAGUUGUAUCACCAGGCAUAGAUUUAAGUGGUCUAACAUUACAAAGUGGUACAUCUACUAAUGGUUCUGGCCGAAUAAUUGGCCUAAGAGAUGAGUAUACAGCUGGUGGGGGAGGAAUGUCUCCCUCGCCACCUGGUUCUAGUCAAGUUAGUAGUUCUAAUAUGGACAGUGAUGUAUCUGGAAAUAGCCCGGCUGUGACUGUACAACAUCACUUACCUCCUUUAUAUCAUCAACAAAAUCCAGCCACUGAUGUAUCUCAACAAUCAACUGUCCCUCAAGCUGCUGGAGAUAUUGGUAUGUUUCGGCCUACAUUACAGCAGCCACAACGUCCUAGUCAUCAAAUUGGUAUUAAUUCUCAAGUACAGGUUAAGACUGAACCGUGUAACAAUUGGAUGCCUGGUACUCCAUCACAUAUACCCCCCAAUACAGCUGCCGUCGCAGGACACCUAGCAGGACCACAUAGUGUGGGAGGUAUUGCUCCAGCUAUAAGCUUGAGUGCUGCUGCAGGUAUUGGAGUAGACGAUUUAAGAAGAUUGUGCAUAUUAAGAUUAAGUUUUGUAAAAGGUUGGGGUCCCGACUAUCGACGAAGUAGCAUUAAAGAGACUCCAUGCUGGAUAGAAGUUCAUUUACACCGAGCAUUACAACUUUUGGAUGAAGUGUUACACUCAAUGCAAAUAGAUGGUCCAUCAAGAGCUUGACUUAACCAGAAACUCAAAUUGUUCAAACGUAGUAACUAAUAAGUUAUGUUAAGAAAAAAUGGUUACAUGUUUGGUAAAACUACAUUAAUUUUUCAUGUCUUAGUGUUUAUCAAACAUAACAAUAUGUUUUAUUACUAAGGGCCUUGGUAAAAAUUGUUUAGUUUUUCCUGUAUACAUUUAUUUUGUUUUUAAAUUUAACACAAUAACUGUUAAUAAUCAAACAAAUCCUAAAUUUUUUUAAAUUAUUCAAAUAUUUAAGGUUAAAUUUAACAUCUAUCUUAAGUUUAAAGGAACAGGUUUCCAUUAUUAUGAGUUACUGACUAUAUAUUUAUUUACCUACUACAUGAUUUUGAGCCAUUGUUUUAUUUUUAUUUAUUUUAUUUCACUAAAAAGCAAGUAUAUAGAUAUUUUAUACUUGUAUUUAAAUACUCAAUCCUAUGUUGCUUGUUWCAUUUAUAGAAACCAGUAUUUAUGACUUAAAAAGUUAAAUAUAUUUAAAAAGAAAGUCAUUUUUAGAUUUAUUAUUUGAAAAUAUUUCUUAACCCC
Diuraphis noxia (Russian wheat aphid) is the source of this 1830-nucleotide messenger RNA. It is a transcript of the gene Med, whose product is annotated as Smad/Smad4 homolog Medea. Lineage: Eukaryota; Metazoa; Arthropoda; Insecta; Hemiptera; Aphididae. The record is from RefSeq and is a predicted model, not a curated record. Gene Ontology annotation, molecular function: DNA-binding transcription factor activity, RNA polymerase II-specific; I-SMAD binding; RNA polymerase II cis-regulatory region sequence-specific DNA binding. Gene Ontology annotation, cellular component: heteromeric SMAD protein complex. Gene Ontology annotation, biological process: BMP signaling pathway; regulation of transcription by RNA polymerase II; SMAD protein signal transduction.